This is a messenger RNA of Gadus chalcogrammus (walleye pollock), 609 nucleotides long. Its product is annotated as transmembrane protein 182-like. The coding region runs from base 217 to 609 and encodes 130 amino acids. The record is from RefSeq and is a predicted model, not a curated record. Lineage: Eukaryota; Metazoa; Chordata; Actinopteri; Gadiformes; Gadidae. The transcript has 4 exons.
GACAUUCCCAGUGAAGCCCUGCGUACCCUACUGUCAAUAUGCCCCCAGUCUCAGGGAGGGGCUGGGAGAAUGUGUUGUGGUUUUUGCAUGAGGACUGGACCUCCAGAUCAGCUGGACCUGACUGAGGUGGGGUUCAAAGUGCCGGGAGGUGACCGACACAGUCAGGAGUCAGUGAAGAGGUUUGUGGAAGUAGAAUAGGGUUCUGGCUGUGGAGGUAUGAGGGUGGGGGCAGCAGCGCUCGCUGCUGGGCUGUGCGGGGGCCUGGGGACGUUGUGUUUCCUGCUGGCCUUCGGCACGGAUUACUGGCUGCUGGCGAGUGACAACUGCGGACCGUACGCACGGCAGAUGCGACCCGGAGGCGGAGCGGUGGGCAACGGUACCGAGGAAGUGGUGGCCGUGACGCCUUCCUCUCUGAUCCUUCACCACGAGGGCUUCUUCUGGCGCUGUGCGUUCCACGCAGAACCCGGGGCCCACGCAGGCUGGGCCAGCCUCUUCAGACUGGUGUCUUUGGUUUUAGAUCGAGUGGUGUUCAAAUGGUUUAGGAUGGAGGACGAGGGUGAAGGGGAGGGAUUACAGCCCUCCACCCGGGACGGCCCAACACAGAGGUGA